CCAGCUCAUCGAACACCAUGUAUGAACAAGAGGCCAUGGUCCUGCCAGGAGGUGAAAUGAUGAGAGGCAAUUCAUUUGAAGCCUGGAGCGAUAAACCAAGUCCCCGUGGUUCAGGGACUCUCGCUUCCUUACUAUCAGCCUUCGUGCCCACUUGGGGAACUGCGACCAUAUUCAUCGGCAUAUUCAUUGUCAUAAGAAGCCGAUUCCCUAAAAUUUAUUCACCCAGAACAUUCAUUGGAACAAUCCCGGAGAAGGAUCGCACGCCGUCUGCCAGUCGUUCAUAUUUCGACUGGGUUCACACUUUGCGUGCCGUGCCAGACAAGUUUAUCCUGUAUCAUGUGUCGCUAGAUGCAUAUCUCUACAUCCGCUUUCUGCGUACUCUGAUAUUCCUUUGCGUUGUUGGUUGCGCUAUUACAUGGCCGAUCCUUAUGCCUAUCAAUGCAACGGGUGGCGGCACAUCGUCACAACUGGAUCGUAUCUCUUUCGGAAACGUAAAGAAAAAGAAUCACCUUUAUGCUCAUGCAGUUGUUGCUUGGGUUUAUUUCGGAUUCAUCAUGUUCACGGUCGCUCGUGAACGACUGUGGUUAAUAGGCCUUCGACAAGCCUGGAAUCUAUCCAAGCCAAAUGCAAAGAGAUUAUCCUCUCGCGUGGUUUUGUUUCUCUCAGCACCUACGGCUGCUCUCGACCAAGAGAACAUGACGCGAUACUUCGGCCCUGAUGCGACGCGGGUAUGGCCUGUCACAAAGGCUGAUAAACUCAAAUCACUCGUUUCAAAGAGGGACUCACUGGUCGAAGAGCUGGAAGCUGCCGAGCUAAAACUCACCAAAAACGUCGGUAAAAAGCUGCGGAGCAACAACAGCAAGGCCAAUGGCGACGUAAAGACAUUUGACGACCUACCAAACGAAACGAAGGACUCGGUGCGCCCCACGCACCGGCCCAAAACCUCGGAGAUUGGAAAGAGAGUUGAUAGCAUACACUGGUAUCGCGAGCAAAUCAAGAAUAAAGAGACAGAAAUCAACAAGGCUCGAGAUUCGAACGAGGACGCCGACAGCCACAAUGGUGCUGCUGCAGUGUUCGUCGAGUUCAAAACACAGGCUGCUGCUCAACGCGCUUACCAACAGAUUGCUUCGGCGGAAAUUCUUGCGCUGAACCCACGGCAUACGGGAAUAAUGCCGGGCGAGGUGAUUUGGGAUAAUCUCACUUUACCCCCAGCGAGAAGAAUAUCACAGAGCACAGCUGCAAAUGCUUUGGUCAUUGCCAUCAUUAUAUUCUGGUCCAUUCCUAUAUCGUUCGUGGGCGCAUUCUCAAACGUCUCGUAUCUUGCAGCAAAUUAUAGCUGGCUUGCUUGGCUUAACAGGCUGCCUGAGGUCGUCAUUAGUCUGUUAUCUGGACUCGUACCGCCCCUGCUUCUGUCUCUGCUGGCCACCUGGGUACCCAAUAUCUUCAGAGCGAUCUUCAAGGCUUUUGGUGAACCAACAAACACGUCUACCGAAUUGAAAGUCCAAAAGUGGUACUACGUUUUCCAGGUUCUACAAAUCUUCCUCGUAAACACAGUAGCGUCCGGUGCUGCUGCGGUUAUAUCCCAGAUUGCCAACAACCCCUCGUCUGUGCCAAUGUUAUUAGCAGAUAAACUUCCGAGUGCUGCCAACUCGUACCUCACGUACUUCAUUGUGCAAGGCUUGACAAGCUCAUCCAACAACAUCCUGAAUUACUCGGACCUAUUUUCCUAUCUCUUCUACGAUCGCUUCUUUGACAAAACACCGAGGCAGAAGUAUAACAGCUACACGAAGCUGAAAGGUAUGGCUUGGGGCAAGCUCUUCCCCAAAUACGGGAAUUUCUUGAUUAUCGCAAUUGCGUACUCGUGCAUUGCGCCGCUGGUCCUCGGUUUCGCGGCGGUCGGCCUCAUGUUCUUCUACGUCAGCUAUCGUUACAUGCUGUUGUUCACAGUACAACCCAAAAUCGACACAAAAGGGCACUGCUACACGCUCGCACUUCAACAAAUCCUCACAGGUGUUUACAUUGCGGAACUUUGUCUGAUCGGCCUAUUCGGUUUACGUCAGGCCACAGGACCAUCCAUCAUGACGGGUGUUCUCUUCCUUGCCACCGUAGCCUUCAACGCCACAACCAACAAGUAUUUUGCGCCGCUAGAGCAAUACCUCCCCGCAGACCUGGCACAAGAAUCGGGCGAUACCAACAACGAGGAAGGCGCACCGCUACUCUCGUCGGCGGAGGAAGGCGAAGCUCUGGAGCACACGCAGUCCCACCUCCGCCGGCUGCCCAUCCCGCCGCAGUACCUCUCGCCGCUAGCUCGGUUUUUCAACCCGCAAGUGUAUGCUUCACACCGCGCGCUCAAGACGUGGCUUCAUAGCGACUCUGAGUUCGACGAGGACGACGUGCAGGUGUACAGCGAGGAUAUGAAACGGAAGGCGUACUCGAAUCCCGUGUAUACCAGCCGUACGCCGGUCGUCUGGCUGCCCCAGGAUGAGGCGGGAGUAUGCAAGGCGGAGGCGAGGGAGAAUGACAAGGAAGGGCUCGAGACGAGCUUCGAUGGUGCUUGGUUGGAAGGGAAGAAGCUGAAGUGGAGCGUGGAUGAUUUUGGCGAAGUGCCCAUUUUCAAGGAGGGUGUGAAAUGGUAG
Periconia digitata is the source of this 2636-nucleotide messenger RNA. The record is from the annotation of a GenBank genome assembly. NCBI's taxonomy places the organism in Eukaryota, Fungi, Ascomycota, Dothideomycetes, Pleosporales, Periconiaceae.